CGUGUGCCGUAGCUGAGGGGGCCGGUGGCCGCUGCGGGGAGCCCGGCCCGUGUGGUUAUGUUUCACACUAUGUGCUGACUGUCUGUACUUACAGAAGAUAUUUAAAAACAAACAGACUUUUUUUUCAAAGAUUUUGAUUCCAGUGGAAUCUGUGCUUUAGAUUUUUGUCUUGUCAAUUAACUCCUGAAGCAAUGCCUGUACAAGCUCCACAAUGGACGGAUUUUCUCUCCUGCCCGAUUUGCACACAGACUUUCGACGAAACAAUCCGGAAGCCCAUCAGCUUGGGUUGUGGCCACACUGUCUGCAAGAUGUGCCUCAACAAGCUCCACCGUAAGGCAUGCCCUUUUGACCAGACCACUAUCAAUACAGACAUUGAACUCCUUCCUGUGAACUCAGCCUUGCUGCAACUAGUGGGUGCUCAGGUUCCUGAGCAGCAGCCAAUUACUUUAUGUAGUGGAGCUGAAGAUACCAAGCAUUAUGAGGAGGGCAAGAAAUGUGUGGAAGAAUUAGCGUUGUACCUCAAACCACUCAGCAGCGCGAGAGGUGUGGGUCUUAACAGUACUACUCAGAGCGUGCUAAGUCGUCCCAUGCAAAGGAAACUUGUGACAUUAGUUCAUUGCCAGCUGGUGGAGGAAGAAGGGCGGAUCAGAGCCAUGCGUGCAGCACGGUCGCUUGGUGAAAGAACAGUCACAGAGCUCAUUCUUCAGCAUCAAAAUCCUCAGCAGCUCUCUUCCAACCUCUGGGCUGCGGUGAGAGCCAGAGGGUGCCAGUUCCUUGGACCAGCAAUGCAAGAGGAGGCUUUAAAGCUGGUUCUACUGGCUCUGGAAGAUGGAUCUGCUUUGUCACGAAAGGUCUUGGUUCUCUUUGUGGUUCAGAGGCUGGAGCCGCGAUUUCCUCAGGCUUCUAAAACUAGCAUUGGGCAUGUUGUCCAGCUUCUUUACAGAGCCUCGUGCUUCAAGGUGACAAAGCGAGAUGAGGAUUCCUCCCUGAUGCAACUGAAGGAGGAAUUUCGAACUUACGAAGCUCUGAGAAGGGAACAUGAUUCCCAGAUAGUUCAAAUAGCUAUGGAAGCAGGUUUACGGAUUGCACCAGAUCAGUGGUCCUCACUGUUAUACGGAGACCAGUCUCACAAAUCCCAUAUGCAGUCUAUCAUUGACAAGUUGCAGACCCCAGCCUCGUUUGCACAGAGUGUUCAGGAAUUAACUAUUGCUCUUCAGAGGACUGGAGAUCCAGCUAACCUGAAUCGUCUUCGACCUCACCUAGAGCUCCUGGCUAAUAUUGAUCCCAGUCCAGAUGCUCCACCUCCGACGUGGGAACAACUGGAAAAUGGACUGGUUGCUGUGAGGACUGUGGUUCAUGGCUUAGUUGAUUAUAUCCAGAAUCACAGCAAGAAAGGAACAGAUCAGCAACAGCCUCCUCAGCACAGCAAGUACAAGACAUACAUGUGCCGAGACAUGAAACAGAGAGGAGGAUGCCCCCGAGGGGCCAGCUGCACCUUUGCGCAUUCACAGGAGGAGCUAGAAAAAUUCCGUAAAAUGAACAAGCGUCUGGUUCCCAGAAGACCCCUGAGUGCCUCCCUGGGCCAGCUAAAUGAGGUGGGCCUGCCUUCAGGAGCUAUCCUCUCGGAGGAAGGGGGAGUGGACUUGCCCAAUAGGAAAACUUCUGCUCUGCCAAAUGGAAUUGUGUCAACAGGCAGCACAGUGACGCAACUUAUUUCUCGAGGGACUGACUCCGGUUACGAAACUGCUCUGAAGCCAGGGAAGAUGGACCAUCUGAGUAGCAGUGCCCCUGGAUCCCCUCCUGACUUGCUGGAAUCUGUCCCCAAGAGCUCUAUUUCUGCCUUACCAGUGAACCCUCAUCCUGUGCCCACUCGGGCACCAACAGAUCUGCCUUCAGUGUCUGUCACCAAGCAGUUGCAAAUGGUACCACGAGGGUCUCAGUUUCAUAAUACUCAGCAAGCAGAUAUGUUUUAUCAAGAUCCUAGAGGAGCUGCCCCACCAUUUGAGCCAGCACCCUACCAACAAGGAGUUUACUAUCCCACUCAGUCCAUGUCUCGCUUUGUCCGACCUCCUCCAUCAGCUCCUGAACCUGGUCCACCUUACUUAGACCAUUAUCCACCCUACCUUCAGGAUCGUGUGGUGAGCCCACAGUACACACAGCCACAGCAGUAUCCUCCUAUGGGACAACCCAUAUACCCACCACACUACGACAGCCGUCGCGUAUAUCCCCCUGUCCAGCCAUAUCAGCGAGAGGAGAUUGUCCGAGGAAGCCCUGUACCCAUUGAAAUUCCACAAGCAGCUGUACCUUCCUACGUACCUGAAUCCAGAGACAGAUACCAGCAAACAGAGGGUUAUUGCCCAGUGGCUCCACAUCUCGGUCAGAUCAGACCUUCGUGCCACAGGCCUCAUCCCAGCCUGGACGAACUUCACCGCCGAAGGAAAGAGAUCAUGGCCCAGCUAGAAGAGAGGAAGGUGAUUUCUCCACCUCCUUUUGCGCCGUCACCAACCUUACCUCAUCCGUUUCAUUCAGAGGAGUAUUUGGAUGAAGACCUGAAGGUAGCUGGGAAAUACAAAGGAAAUGACUACAGCCAGUACUCUCCCUGGUCCUGUGACACCAUCGGCUCCUACAUUGGAACCAAAGAUGCAAAACCCAAAGAUGUUGUGGCAGCAAGGAGUGUGGAGAUGGCGAACGUAGAUAGUAAAGCCAUGCGUGACCAGCGAUUAGACAUGCAGCGAAGAGCAGCAGAGACUGGUGAUGAUGACCUCAUUCCAUUUGGAGACCGACCAACUGUGUCGAGAUUUGGGGCUAUCUCUCGUACUUCCAAAGCGAUGUACCAGAAUUCUGGUCCCAUGCAGGCCAUGGCGGUUCAGGGAGCUACCACCAAAUCAAUCAUUUCAGACUACAAUCCUUAUGGAACUCACGGUGGCUGGGGAGGCUCUCCAUAUUCUCCUCAUCAAAAUAUACCUUCUCAGGGACGUUUCAAUGACAGGGAGAGACUGUCCAUGUCAGAUGUGGCUGGUCAUGGGAAACAGUUGCCCUCAGCUGAACGAGAGCAGCAGCUGCGCAUGGAGCUGCAGCAAGUAGACCAUCAGAUUAGUCAGCAGACACAAAUGCGAGGCCUAGAGGCUGUUAGUAACAGGCUGCUGUUGCAGAGGGAGGCGACUACCCUGGCAGGCCAGCCACAGCCCCCACCCCCACCUCCCAAGUGGCCUGGGAUGAUCUCAAGUGAACAGCUGAGCUUGGAGCUACACCAGGUGGAAAGGGAAAUUGGGAAGAGAACCCGUGAGCUGAGCAUGGAGAGCCAGUCUUCACUAGAUAUAAAAAACAAACUGGGCACCACUAAACAGACAGAAAAUGGACAAUUAGAACCACAAAGCAAGGUUCCAGCUGAGGACCUCGCACUGACAUUCAGUGAUGUUCCGAAUGGAUCAGCCUUGACACAAGAGAACAUUGGCCUCCUGUCAAACAAGACGGCAUCUCUCAGCCUGUCGGAGGACCCAGAGGGAGGAGGAGACAACCACGACUCCCAGAGAGCGGGAGUUACACCCACGUCUGCUCCAUGAAGUGAGGCCAGCACACCCCAGAGUUGCUUUUGCUGGGGUGUCGGUAGCUUCCAUCACGUUUUUUUCCAGGGGUGAUUGGCGAAACCCAGGAGCAACAGCAGUAGCAGAGCAGCAGGUCCAGAGGCAAUGUGCACAAACACAACUACUAGAAACAAAUCCUGCACAUAGUUCACAUUAACGCAUUUUUUAAUUAAAAAAAUGAAAAUUAGCAGUAUCUGCAAGCAAUUCAAAUUAAAUUUGUUUUUGUUCUGUGAAUGAACUUUAUUUUAAUAACUUUGGACGCCUUGGAUCCCAGGGCUUAAAAAAAAAGAUAUUAUAUAUAUACUCUGUUUGAUUAAUUGUAUGAUCUUAAUGAAGUAGGUUUUUUCUUUUAUUUUGGUAUUAUUACAUACCCAGUGCAUAAUUCCUUAUCACCUUAAUUUCUCGACAACUAAAACAACCUGGCCGCUUCCUUGUAUGGUUUAAGGGUAAACAAGGAAUGAGGGUUGGAGAGUAGCUGUGAAUUGCAGUGUCAAAAGAUGUGCAGCAAACUUGAUUCUUAAAACAGUUCCUCUCAUUGUGGCUAGGAACUGAACCCUAGCUUGUGCAAGACUUCUUGCUUAAAUUAUUUGGGUUUAAACUACAAGUGACAGAAUCUAUGCAAUGCAACAGGUGCAGUCCUUAGUGUAUGUCCCAGCAAAGCACGUGUAAUUAAAGAGGAAAACGAAGUAAGUGUCCAACAUACGUUAUUUUAUUUGAAGGUUGCUGGCCUUUUAUUUUCUGUUGGGACUAAAGAGGUCAGCAGAAUGCAGACCAAUCUACUACAGCAUUGGUAUUUCUGAAGCUGGUUAGCUGGGGCUUGUGGUAGAGAGGCUUAACUAACCAGUGAGGGUUGUGGAGCCAUGACCAAGGCAGAAUCUCUAGAAACAGGAAGUGUAGAGAACAUAAGGUUAUGCACUUGCUGGAGGGACGUUAACUGCCGAUGAGCUGGUGAACCAUGUUAGUUCAUCCAGUGUUUGCUGGGGUUUUUUUUCCCCUUCUCGCUAUGGCUUUAAAACAAGCUUACCCAAAGCCCAUACAAUUAAGUUGAUGCAGAGGGACUUGCUGACCUCUCUGCCUUUUGAAACAGGUCUUUCACGUAAGCCUCCUUCCCAGCAACUCUUGCCUUUGUUUUUUCUUCACUGCUAUUUUAUUAUUGUUAUUAUUAUUAAAAACAUGAUUUCCUUUAUAACCUGAUAUUUUUCUUCUUUUUGUUCAGUGAUGUAUCAGUUAUUUAAUUGUAAUGCUGUUGUGAGGGUUUUUUACUGAAGGAGACCAACGUCUUUGAUUUGUGUCCAUCAAUGGUGGCAAUCUUUAAAACCUAGAGGGGAAUUUUUAUUUCUUUUUUAAAGUUGGCAUUGUUUAAGGUCUGUGUGUAUUAGAAUUGGACACCUGGGAAUCAAUCUGCAGCUUGUCUGCCACUGCUGCCAUCUAGGAAUCCUUCCUAGAUUCCCCUUUCACAGGGGAAAAGUUGCAUCAAAUGACCACUUAAGGUCCAGCAAAGAUCCUGUCAGAAGUAGUGAGAAGUACUGAAAAUCAAAUUUUGCUUGAUAGAUCUAGUGUGCUACUGCUCCAAGUAGACGCUUGUAAGCAUAAGUUGGAGAAACUGUAAGCCUUUUUAGGUGUUUUCUUUAAAAGUUAAAGAAAUGAAAGAGAUUUUGUUCUUGCUGCACAUCUUUUGACUCUUUUGACAUGCACUGGGUUGAGACCUUGUAUAUGAAGAACUCUGUGGAGAAUGAUUUUACAGUGCUGCUCCCUCUGCACCUUCUUGGCGUGUUCUCGUUUUUUCUUUCUGGGUUAGACUACUAAAUCGGAAAGCACUGGUUAUGUAAUAAAUUACUGCAUUGCUUUGGUUGGGUAAAGCAAGAGUUAAUAAAUUUUCUUGGGUUUUAGUUUUUUUCCUUAACCUUAACUCCUGCUGAGGUCAUAGCAACCUUGGGCUAAGCUUUGCAUUCAUCAUACUGUUAAAUAAAACAAA
Molecule: messenger RNA, 5559 nt
Organism: Gymnogyps californianus (California condor)
Lineage: Eukaryota; Metazoa; Chordata; Aves; Accipitriformes; Cathartidae
Gene: RC3H1
Product: ring finger and CCCH-type domains 1
Exons: 20
Coding region: 192-3563 (1123 amino acids)
Biological process (GO): regulation of blood coagulation
Molecular function (GO): serine-type endopeptidase inhibitor activity; metal ion binding
Source: RefSeq, a predicted model, not a curated record